This is a messenger RNA of Periophthalmus magnuspinnatus, 6875 nucleotides long. RefSeq names its product nucleoporin 98 and 96 precursor (gene nup98). Gene Ontology annotation, biological process: post-transcriptional tethering of RNA polymerase II gene DNA at nuclear periphery; RNA export from nucleus; protein import into nucleus. The coding region runs from base 169 to 5631 and encodes 1820 amino acids. Gene Ontology annotation, molecular function: structural constituent of nuclear pore. The transcript is spliced from 35 exons. Lineage: Eukaryota; Metazoa; Chordata; Actinopteri; Gobiiformes; Gobiidae. The record is from RefSeq and is a predicted model, not a curated record. Gene Ontology annotation, cellular component: nuclear pore; nuclear pore cytoplasmic filaments.
UUUCCCUCCGCGGCGAUGAGCUAAGCGGCUAAAGCUAACGUGCUAAUGUGCGUCUGAAGAUAAACGUCAUCAGCGACACUUUUCUGGCGAGUAAAAAAAACAACUUGAGGAUAAAGAGCGACACUCCAGACACGCGUGACACCAGGAGGUGCAUGAGCACGAGUGAAGAUGUUUAACAAGUCAUUUGGGACUCCGUUUGGAGGAGGCACCACCGGGGGCUUCGGCACCUCCUCCACUUUCGGACAACAGAACACAGGUUUCGGGACGACCGGAGGCUUUGGGACGCCAGCGUUUGGAGCGACCACAAACACAGGGGGGCUGUUCGGCUCUGCGCAAAAUAAGCCGGGAGGUCUGUUCGGCUCCACCACGUUUAGCCAACCCGCCACCUCCUCCACCAGCUCCGGCUUUGGCUUCGGGGCCAACACGGGCACCUCCACCAGCCUGUUCGGGAGCACCAACACAGGCACCACCGGAGGCCUCUUCUCUCAGAACAACAAUGCAUUUGGAGCAAACAAGCCCACCUCCUUCGGCAGUUUUGGCACGAGCACGAGCAGCGGGGGACUGUUCACCACGUCCAACCCGUUCGGCCCCUCCAGCUCUCUGUUCGGAGGCUCGGGGUUCAACGCCACAGCGCAGCAGCCCGGGACCACAGUCAAGUUUAAUGCUCCGACGGGCAGUGACACCAUGGUGAAGGCGGGCGUGACCACCAGCAUCAACACCAAACACCAGUGCAUCACCGCCAUGAAGGAGUACGAGAACAAGUCCCUGGAGGAGCUGCGAUUGGAGGACUACCAGGCCGGGAGGAAAGGCCCGUCCAACACCAUGGCCCCGGCCGCAGGGUCUCUGUUCGGGGCAAACACCGCCACCUCCAGUGCCUCCACCGGGCUGUUCGGCGCCUCUGCCCCCAACACCAGCUUCUCCUUUGGGCAAAACAAGACCAACUUUGGCACCAGUGCAGGGGGAUUUGGUGCCACCACGGGGAGUCUGUUUGGACAGGCCCAGCCUCAACCGCAGCCGAGCGCCAGCCUCUUCAAACCCUUUGGUCAAACCACCACCGCACAGAGCACUGGCUUCUCCUUCGGCAACACGCCGACCAUGGGCCAGGCCAACACCUCCAGCAUGGGCCUGUUUGGGAACACCGCCCCCGCUCAGUCUGGAGGUCUGUUCGGCGCAGCUCAGACCAGCACCACCUCCGGGUUUGGCACCACCACCGGCCUAUUCGGCCAGACCAACACGGGCUUCGGCGCCGUAGGCACGCAGCAGAGUUUGUUUGGGAAUAAGACGGCAGGAUUCGGCACCACCACGACCAGCGCUCCGUCCUUUGGCACCGGCACCAGUCUGUUUGGGAACAAACCAGCUCUGAGUCUGGGCCCCGGGACCAACACGUCCACGUUCGGUUUCGGCACAAACCCAGCCGGAGGAGGUCUGUUUGGAAACAAGCCCGCGACUGGAGGCCUGGGCACCGGCCUGAGCACCGGCUUUGGAGCAGCGGUGGGGACCGGCCAGACGUCGCUGUUCGGAAACACACAGAACAAACUGGGCACGACUCUGGGGACGAUGGGAACGUUCGGAGCGUCUGGGUUCAACACCGGAACCAGCACCCUGGGCUUCGGAGCGCCGCAGCAGCCUGUGGCCCUCACAGACCCCAGCGCGUCGGCGGCCCAGCAGGCUUUGCUCCAGCAGCAGCUCAGCGUUUUGGCCUAUUCUCCGUAUGAAGACUCUCCUUUGUUCAGAAACCCUCUGUCCGACCCCAAAAAGAAAGAGGAGCGCCUGAAACCGACCAAUCCAACGGCUCAGAAGGCCCUGACCACGCCCACUCACUACAAGCUGACCCCGCGCCCGGCCACCAGGGUGCGCCCUAAAGCCCUGUCCUCGUCUGGAGCCUCCAAGUCUCAGCUGUUUGACGGACUAGACGAUGACGAACCCACACUGUCCAAUGGAGCUUUUGUCCCCAGGAAGAGCAUAAAGAAACUGGUGUUGAAAAACCUGAACAGUUCUCAAUACAGCAGCCCCCUGUCCAAAGAGACGGACGACCUCGCCUCCCCUCCAGAGUACCCCCAGAACGGACACAGCCCGGCAGAGGAGGAGGAAGCGUCUCGGGAGGUGGCAGCCUCCAGCUCUCGCUCGGAGGAGGACCCAGAGGUGACCCAGUUUUAUGUGAACCCCAUCGCCAAACCCAUCCCUCAGACCAGAGCCCACAGCAACCUCCAGGACACGAUCAGCGACAUGAACAUGCACAAGGCCUCCAAGACCAGCCUCGAGCUGAGCAGUGAGGACGUGUCUGCGUCUCUGGGGGAGGAGUCUCUUCAGGACGAUCGAGACGACGAGCAACUGGAGGUUCAGGCGCCACAUCCUGCAGGCAUCGUGCUGAGUCGUGUGGGUUACUUCACCAUCCCGUCUCUGGAGGAGCUGGUGGAGAUGGUGGACUCCAACGGGGACUGCUUCGUGGAGAACUUCACCGUGGGCCGCAGAGGUUACGGCUCGGUGUUCUUUCCUGGAGAGGUCAACGUGGCCGGACUCAACCUCGACGACAUCGUUCACUUCAGACGAAAAGAAGUGAUCAUUUAUCCAGACGACAAGAACAAACCUCCGGAGGGACAGGGCCUCAACAGGCGAGCGGAGGUGACACUGGACGGCGUGUGGCCAAACAACAAGACCACGUGUUCACAGAUCCGCAGCCCCGAGCGUCUCUCAGAGAUGAACUACGAGGGACGGCUGGAGAAGGCCUCCCGCAGACAGGGGGCGCGCUUCCUCGAGUACAGGCCCGAGACCGGCUCCUGGGUCUUUGAGGUCUCUCACUUUUCUAAGUACGGACUUCAGGACUCGGACGAAGACGAGGAAGUGCCGCUUAAACUCGACCCAAAGAAGCUCAAGACUAUGGGCCCUGUUCCUCCUGUGGGCCAGCAGCAGGGGGCGCCACAAACACAGUCGGCUGUGGCCCCGGAGCCCUGCGCCCCCCCAGCUCUGGAGUUGGACAGUGACAUGGCCGACAUCACGCAGCCCCUGCCCUCGGAAAGCCCAGACGAACAGGAAGUGUGCGGCGGGGACAACGGCCACUCGGAGCACGCCGCCAUCUCAGGCUCCGCCCAAAUCGCCACGUCCCUGGGAAUCAACCCCCACACGCUACAGAUCAUGAAGGCGUCUCUGUUUGCGGAGGAGGAGGCUGUCGACAUGUUUGAGGAGCCCAGACUGAAGCUCUCCCAUGAGGCGUCAUCUCCCAGAGUGCUGCCCGGAGCCCAGGGCCGGCCCUCAGUGGGAGGACUUCUACAGACCCGUUUCCUCUCUCAGUUGUCAGACUCGCCGCGCUCCCCCUCCCUCCUUCACCCGUCUGUGCCCCGCCCUCUCACUGGACCGCCCCUCUGGACCCCCCCAAAGAGCCUGGCUCCGCCCUCUCUCCCCUCCCUCCCCUCCAUCACCUCCCUCGCCUCUCGACCUCAGGAGAAUCUCAAAAUCAGGACGGUGGGUGCGAGGAGACUGGGAGGCCCUGUGCCACUGAAGGAGUCUGUCACUUACAACAAGGGCUCUCUGCUGAUGGACGCUGGGCUGUUUCAUGGACGCUCCUUCAGAGUGGGCUGGGGUCCCGGUUGGACUCUGGUUCACUCGGGUCAGACCCUGAGCGCCGAGUCCAAAGUCCUGGACAAAGACCCUGACUACAGCUUCCUGCCACGAUCCACACACAAAACCGUGUCAGAUUCUCUGUACAAAGUGAGCCUGGAGCAGGUUCAGGUUCUAGACUCGGGUCUGGACUCAGCUCUGGACUCUUCUGAAGCCCAGGAGCUCCGUGAGGCCGUGUUGGAGCGCCCCCUGGAGAUCUGUCUGAAGCACUGCAGGAUCGUGAGCUCGGAGCGCUGUCCGUUUGUGCAGCCUCAGAACGGAGUCGCCGCUCUGCACGAGUACGCACAGUGGGCAGCAGAGGUCAGCGAGAGGCACGGCUCUGUCCAGCCCGUCCUGAACGACUGGAGAGAGGCCUGGACUCUGUGUGAGGCUCUGUGGGGUCGCCUCUCGCCUUCAGACCAGGACGCGGGUCUAGACUUGGACCGGGACAUGGACCAGGAUUCGGGCCAGGACCUCCCCGUGGGAGAGUACCAGCAGCAGCUCCUCCGACGCCGCGCCUUCUCCUCGUGGCUGGCUCGCGGCGCCCUCUGCAGAGUGGAGCGGGAAGUGUCUCUGUCCCAGGGCAGACAUGCGGACGCCAUUUUCAGCCUCCUCACGGGAAACUGCAUCAGCCAGGCCUGCCAGCUCGCACAGAAACACGGAGACCACAGACUGUCCCUGCUGCUGUCUCAGGCUCUGGGCUCUCAGCUCUGCAGAGACCUGCUGUCCCUGCAGCUCACAGACUGGAACAGAAUGGAAACAGACAGCUACGUGUCAGAGGAACGACUGAGGAUCUGCACCCUGCUGUCAGGGAGAGCAGUGUGGCAGUCCUCAGAGUUGUCUGUAAACGUGUGCUCAGAGUUGGAUUGGAAGCGCAGUCUGGCUGUUCACCUGUGGUACAUGCUCCCGCCCACCGCCUCCGUGUCGGACGCCCUGAGGCUGUACCAGGACGCCUUCCAGGGCUGUGCUGACGGGGGGAGGUACACCUGUCCUCCUCUCCCUCCGUACCUGGAGUCUGAGUGUUUAGACGAGGAGGAGGAGGAGGAGUCCAACCAGCGACCUCUGUAUGACCUCUGCUUCCACCUGCUGAAGCUCUACAGCGACAGGCACCACCCCCUGUCCCCGCUCCUGGACCCUCUGACCGUGUGUCCUCACAGACUGGACUUCAGGCUGAGUUGGCUCCUGUGGACGGUGCUGGACGCUCUGGGCUACAGUCAUGUGUCCGAGUGGAGCGUGGGGACGCUGCACACGUCCUACUGCGCCGUCCUGGAGAAAGAAGGACUGUGGCACCUGGGAGUAUUUGUACUACUGCAUAUACACAACCACAGUGAGCGUGAGCGUGCGGUGCGUCUGAUGCUGGAGUUACACUGCCCCCUGGUGGACACAGAGGAGUCACUGCGGCGGGAGCGUUUCUUGACUCAGACUCUGUUGAUCCCGGAGCCGUGGAUCCAUCAGGCCAAAGCUCUGAGGGCCAAGAGCCUCAACGACCCCCGGAGACAAGCGCUGCACCUGUACAGGGCCGGGGAGUGGAGCCAGUGCCACCGCACCCUCACCCGCCACCUCGCCUCGGAUUGCAUCAUAAAUGAAAACCUGGACUUCCUGCUGGAGUUCCUGGAGGGCCUGAGUGUCCCUGGACGCAGCGCAGUGAUCCAGGACUGGGACUGCACGGGGAGACUGUUCCUGGACUACAUCAGGGUCCUGAAGACUUUGGAGCACAUCCAGCAGUCUGAAGGGGGCGACAGCGGGUACGAGCUGGAGCGUCUCUACACCGACGUCACGUCUCUGUGCGGGAGAAUAGAACUACUGCCCUGCCACUGCGCCAAGGACCGCCUCGCCCAAUCAGAGAUGGCGAAGCGUCUGGCGAACAUCCUGCGCGUGGUGGUGUCUCUGCACCUCGGGGAGUCUCCAUCGGGGGGCGCUCCUCUGGUGCACCUGGCCCCUCACAUCAGCCGUCUGCCCAUGCCCGAGGACUACACCCUGGAGGAGCUGAGGGGGCUCACGCAGUCCUACCUGCGGCAGCUCGUCCUCAGCCAAUAGGAGCGCGGCCGACGGGAGCGCGGCCAAUGGGAGCGCUGUGAGGGCGGGACCAGGAAACGAAACCCACCAAUGAGACGUGACUUUGAAUAAACGUCAGUACUAGACUGUUAAACACAGCAACAGAGUCUUAACUUAAACUCCACAAAACACGUCUUCACACGAGCAGAAACCAGGAUCUGCUCUGGGCACGAGAGCGUCUCCACUGCUACAGCUUUAAAGCAGCAGUGUGGAACUUUUCUGGAGGCUGGUGGUGCCACUAGGUCAUGGUACAGGUCAGAUCUUUGGAGUGGCGAGCCAGUUCACAGUAAUAAUGUUUUUCAUGACGUUUUUGUGCAUUAAAAACAUCUGUGAUCUAAACAAAUGCGACAGAGUUUAAUGCCAUAUUCUGGAACAUUUCAGACAAAGCAUUAACUUCACCUUGGAGACAUGAAAGUGGCUGACCCUCCAUUUGUAAAAGUUCCAUGUUGCGUCUUUAACCCAACAGUCUCUGGUGACGGGGCAGAUGUGCACGUGUACAGGGAUGAUGUCGUUUUGCCUGGAAUGUUCCACAUUAUGGCAUUAAUCUUACUCAUCUCCAUGGAGAUGACGUUUGGCAGCCUGUAAUUGGUCGACAGAUCAGUCUAUUGCCAACCCUCCACCAGAAAUGUUCCAUAGUGCAGCUUUAACAGGUGAACUUUUCUUCUGUGGAUGUAAAAAUAUUUAUGAUCCAAACGAGCCAAUCAGAGCCGAGGACUCGAGAAUCCACCAAUGAGAAGGAAGGAAACAAAUUUAAAUUUAAGUGGAUUUGAAAAUGGAGGUCACGUCAUAAACAAUAGACUUUUACAAUGACAGUGAAUUUUAAGACUGGGUUUAGUCCCGGCUUAGGUCCGGGUCUAAACUAGGGACUAAAGACUAAGGAUUAAACCAGGACUAGUCUGGAUCCGGGUCUAGACCAGGACUAAACCCAUGACUCAUAAGAAAACGCUCAAAAUCAGUUCUGUUGGUUUAUUUCUAAAGUAAACCAGACAAUGGCAGAUUCAAAAUGGCCGCCCGCGUCCGUGGACGUGUUUAUUCUUUUAUGAUUCAUGUUUAUUUCUGAGUUAUGAUUGUUUUUUUCUUUCGAGUGUCGUUCGAAUGUGGAGCUGGAAAAUAAGAUAUUUUUGUAGAAUUAUGACGUUUUGUUGUAACGACAAAAGUUCAUCGUGAAGUUUGUGAAGAAAUGAUUGAGUUUGAUGAAGAUAUUUUUAAUAAAGACAAGUUCAAGU